UGGCUGGUGGCCUAGUUGGCGCAGCUGAGGGAAAUGCGCCAGCCGCUCAAGGCCCUGGGCCCGGUUCCUGGUCUUCGGGUUCCCAGCCUCGGGAAACUUCAGCCGGUGAGGGAGGAAGGACCGCACCGGAACCGAGACUCCCUGCGCUCAGCGAGGAGCAGACGCCGACAGGCACCCUGAGUACAUUCUGAGUCACAGGACGGUGGGGAUCAGCCCGUGGAUUCCAGGCAUGUUGUGGAAGUUGCUGAUGAGAUCCCAGCCUUGCAGGCUUUGUACUUGCAGAAAGAUGCUAUCAGCUCCCAAAUACAGACCUUUUUUAGUGUGCUUCACCUAUACAACUAACAGUCAGUCGAACAAAGAAAAUAAAAGAACAGUGGAAAAGUUCCAUAAAUUUUCAGUUGACAUCAGGAAAAUUCGCAGAUAUAAAGGGUGGGUCCUUUUGGAGGAUGAAACCUAUGUUGAAGAAAUUGCAAAUAUUUUACAACAACUAGGUGCCGAUGAGACUGCUGUAGCCAGUAUUUUGGAACUCUGCCCAGAAGCCAUCGUCUGCAGUCCAACUGCUGUUAACACCCAGAGAGAACUCUGGCAAUCAGUCUGCAAAAACCAGGAAGAGUUAGUCAAGUUAAUAGAACAGUUUCCAGAAUCUUUCUUUAAUGUUAAAGACCAGAAGAACCAGAAACUGAACAUUCAGUUCUUUCAAGAGUUGGGACUCAGAAAUGUGGUCAUUAGCAGAUUUUUGACAACUGCAUCUAGUAUUUUUCAUAAUCCCGUUGAGAAGAAUAAGCAAAUGAUAAGGGUUCUCCAAGAGAAUUAUCUAAAUUUAGGUGGCUCCGAGGCUAACAUGAAAGUUUGGCUACUGAAGUUAUUAAGCCAAAACCCAUUUAUUUUGUUAAAUUCUUCUGCAGCUAUAAAAGAAACACUGGAAUUUCUCCAGGAGCAAGGUUUCACAAACUUUGAAAUUCUCCAGCUUCUGUCCAAACUGAAAGGGUUUCUUUUUCAACUUGGCCCAAGAAGCAUACAGAACAGUAUUUCCUUCUCUAAAAAUGCUUUUAAAUGCACAGAUCAUGAUCUGAAGCAGUUAGUUUUGAAAUGUCCUGCCCUUUUAUAUUAUCCCGUCUCUGUUUUAGAAGAGAGAAUUCAGGGAUUAUUGAAAGAAGGAAUUUCCAUAGCUCAGAUAAGAGAGACGCCCAUGGUUCUUGAAUUAACACCACAGAUAGUACAGUACAGGAUAAGGAAACUAAAUUCCUUAGGCUACAAAAUCAAGGAUGGACAUCUAGCAAAUCUAAAUGGAACGAAAAAAGAGUUUGAAGCUAACUUUGGUAAAAUUCAGACCAAAAAGGGAAGGCCAUUAUUUAAUCCUGUGGCACCAUUACAUGUUGAUGAGUAACUUGCUGGCUGACAUUGCUUCUUUCUGGCCCUGCAGAGUGAAAUUUGGUACCAAAGAAACACUAUUCAGGCAGUUUGUAGGCACCAGUAAUUUUUUUUUGUAUAUGCCCCUAGCGGGAACCGAACCCGGGACUCCCUGGUCCGCAAGCCAACGCUCCAACUGCUGAGCCAAACUGGCCAGGGCUGCACCAGUAAUUUUAAGAACUUACUUAGCUUCUCAGUUGUGUGUAAAAUAUCUCUAAGUAAAUAAUCUCCAACUCAUAUGCUGUAUUUUAAUAUAUAAAUUGCAUUUAUUUUAAAUGAAAUUGGUCAUUUUGACCUUAAGCUAUUUUUUAAAAAUCCUAUACUAUUAAAUGGCACAUUGGUGUGAUAUAAGUGAAUCAUUUCUAAGAAACUGACAAGUGCACUCGCUUAACUCAAAGUAUGGAUACAUUUUUUUAUUCAUAUAGCACAUUUCAUUUGGGAUUCAGACCCAGCCUUCUUCCUCACCACCAGCUCUGAAACAUCACCACUAUGGUCUGAAUUCUGUAGCUUAGUGUGAGUGAAACAUCAGCAAACUUGUAAUACAUUUUUUAGAGAAAGCUGAUUUUAUCUCCUGGUUGGAAUAAAUGAGUAUCUUUCAGAGCCAAGUAUUACUCAUCCAAAAAGAACAAUUAGAACUUACUUGUAAGGUCAGCUUUUUAAAAUUUGACUAGUUUUCUCUCAUGAAAUGCUUUUAAGUGCAUUCAUUACUUCCCCCGUUUUACAGAUGAGGAAACUGAAGCUUAGAGAGGCCCUUCAGCUGCCAGGUGACAGCCCAGAUUUACUAUGAUCUGACUUCUUUUCAAACCUCGUAAAUAGAAAAGGGAUAGCUUAUGAGUUGGCAUGAGAAAAGUCACCCCUACCUGACCUGCCAAAAGAGUGAGUACCAACAAAUUUAGGGAUUUUUAUAAAAAACUUCUCUGUAAAAUUCCUUAAAUUUGAAAUGAUGCAGUUUAUAGACAUUUGAAGUAAAUGGACCAUUUUCAAGAACUUUGAAUAUCCAGGUCUGCCCAUAAAAGGGAAAGUGUGUGAUGGUUGGUCCUGAAUUUAGUACCAUUUCACGUUUCUAUUUCUAAAUCUUGUUCCAAGAUAAACACUACCCAGAUAAAGACUGGCCCACUUUCAGCUGUGGAGUUUGUACUUUUUAACAAAUACACAACCAAACAGUUGACUGAUAAACAUCUGUACACUGAUGGGCAUGGCCGUUUCUUCAGGAACAUAUUAUGAAAAAUGCAGGCUAUGUCGUCAUUCAGCAAAUGCAAGUAGCCCCCACUGCCCAAAUCUGUUCAGUUCCUUAGGAGAGUGAAGGCAAUCUCUCUGCAGCACCAAGUGCCAGACACACUGCUUUGCAACCCUAAGAGUUAGGUACCAUUGUUUACUGGUCUACAGAUGAGGAGCCUCAGGCACACAGAGGGUUACUCAAUCACCCAAAGUCCCAGGAAUUCUGUUCAAGAAAGGCAGUCAGUGCGGUGGGGGCAGGGGGAGUGGGGCAGGUAAGACGAGCAUUACAGGUCCACCGAAGGUGCAAUCUCUUACUCCAGUGUGAUGGGAAACCCUUAGAGAAACUAGCUUAUGCUUGUUGACCUGAUACAAUUAUCAGUGGUGCUCUGUCAACUGAGUUUUCAAAUACAUUAUACAUUAUGUGGUCACCUUUUAGAUGUCAAUUUUGAAAUGUCUAGUAGAUAUCUGAGCAGAAAUGUCAAAGAGGCAAAUGGCAAAGUCCAGAGUUGUGAGAAGUCAGGACUGGAGAUUGCUAUCCUGCAGUCAUCUGGUUAUCUGCAUAUCUAUAUAAUUUAAAGCUAUGACUCAUGAUGAGCUUACCCAGGAACAAAGUACAGAUUUGUAGUAGUGGCUGGCCUAUCCUGGAAAGGGGUGACCAGAGGAAGAAGUCUGCCAAGGAAAGAGGGCAUGGUCAGUAAGGUUGAAUGCUGUGGAGAUGCCAACUAAGAUACAGACAAGUGACUAAUGGGUUUGGCAAACAGGAAAUCAUUAGCUGUCCCUACUAGGAGUGAUUCUGAUAGACUGAGAACGGUAAGGCAACUGGAGUGGGUUGAAAGAUGAAGAGGAAGAAACUGCGAUUCUUCAAGAAAUUUUACUGCAAAUUUUUUUUUUUUUUUUAAGAAAGCAAAUACUAUAUAUUUGUUUAUAUAUUGAUGGGUAUGACCCAAGAGAGAUGGGUGAGAGAUGAAAAACUGCAGGAUUCAUAUCCUUGAGGAAGUGAAGGUGGGCAGACUUUGGAUAAGAGCAGAGAUACUAGUCCUGGUCCAUGGAGUGUGGGAACAGGUGUGGGCAGGCUGAUGCAGUGGGUGGUAUAAGGCAGGGGAGUUGCUGUCAGAGGACAGUAGAA
Messenger RNA from Molossus molossus (Pallas's mastiff bat), 3754 nucleotides. RefSeq names its product mitochondrial transcription termination factor 2 (gene MTERF2). Gene Ontology annotation, biological process: regulation of DNA-templated transcription; termination of mitochondrial transcription. Gene Ontology annotation, molecular function: double-stranded DNA binding. The record is from RefSeq and is a predicted model, not a curated record. The coding region runs from base 230 to 1387 and encodes 385 amino acids. NCBI's taxonomy places the organism in Eukaryota, Metazoa, Chordata, Mammalia, Chiroptera, Molossidae. The transcript is spliced from 2 exons. Gene Ontology annotation, cellular component: mitochondrial matrix.